Cadophora gregata is the source of this 1383-nucleotide messenger RNA. RefSeq lists its product as uncharacterized. The transcript has a single exon. The record is from RefSeq and is a predicted model, not a curated record. NCBI's taxonomy places the organism in Eukaryota, Fungi, Ascomycota, Leotiomycetes, Helotiales, Ploettnerulaceae. Bases 1 to 1383 code for a protein of 460 amino acids.
AUGUCACCACCAAUACCAAUACCAAUCCCAACUUCAGUCUCUUCAGGAGUAUCUACAUCCACCCUACCACCAAAGCCUACAGAUUUUACAGUCAUACUUCCAUUUCCACCCCCAAGUUCUACAACUGUCACCUCGCUUGUCACAAUACAGCCAACAAGCAUCACAAGGGUCACAAUGACAAAUAUAUCCACAAAUGUCAUCUCUACUGUGACUGAAAUAUCAACCACACUCUCCCUCUCCAUCACCGCCAUCCUAAACCCAGCCGCAACUUCAGAAAUAGCUGGCCAAUCCUCACUCCUCCGGUCAAAUGCCUCACUCUCGCGUACCAACAUCACUGUCUCGCUCAUCCUCGGCACGCUCUCCCUCCUACUCAUCGCUGUAAUAUUCGCAAUCUUGAUCCUCUACAUACGUCGCCGGAGGAAGCAUUCGGACUCAGAUGACGAAAGUCCACCUUUUACAUCACUUGCUCCUCGACCUGGGCCAAAUUUCACUGCUGGGGGGUUGAACUUCACGGGUAGUGCGUCCGCGCCGAUUUUGCCGCCGAGUCACAUGAGAGAGACUAGUCCGAGCAUGGGUCCAAGGGGUGGUACAGCGGAUAGUAGUAGGAGGGCAUUGGCGGCGGGGUUGACUGUUGGUGCAGCUGCUGGAGCAAUACCAGGUCCAACUGUUAGUACACCCCGGAGAAUGUUCUUUAGGAGUUUAUCGGCGCCCGUCGAGGCUCCUAUGCUGUCCCCUAGGAGACCAGCAUUUAGAUAUUUCACUGCACUUGGCUUGCCAAGUAUGAAUCUUUUUGGGAGACGUCCGAGUGCGACACAUAGUCCAACGCCGAAGGGGAAGAAGAAGGGCCCUAGGAGUAGCGUCGAGACUUCCCCUUCGGAAGCAGCUACGGCUGGUGUUGAUUAUGCCCCUAUAUUUGAGCCUAGACCGAGUAUAGACAGACUUGGGAGCGAUAGACCAGCGUUGGCGAGGCACAGUAGUAUGCCGCUUUAUCAUGAGGCUCUGAGAAGUCAGGCUGAGAUGGAGAGGGAGGCUAGUCGGAGAGCAGAGGCGGACAGGCUGGGAUUACCGGUUAUUGCCGUGCAGAGGAGUGGUGCGAGGUCGGAUAGUUCGGGGAGUAAGAUGUUUGAGGAGAGAGUGGAGAGAGGGUGGAGUGAGGGUAAUGCAGAAACUGGUCAUGCGGUUGAGGAAUUGGCGGAGGAGAGCCGUAGCAGUGGUGAUAUAGAUAUAGAGAUGGACAGGAAGGCUGGGCUAGAUGUUGAGGGUCGGAAUGGUGUUGAUAACGAACGUAGCGGUGUUCUGCAUAGCACCAGAGCUAGUAGUGGGGUAUUUCCCGAGACAGAGAGGGCGCUGUCGGAGAGGAGUGAGAUUGAUGUAUAUAGUUAG